UCGCAAACCGCCGGUUGGUGCUUGAUUAUCAUUUUGCUCACAUCGCAAAUUUCUUAUUAAUUUAUUUAGGUAAUUUUAUCUUAUUUUAUCUCUGGGCAAACCAGUUUACUAGAGAUUUUCAACGCAACCUGCGCAGUGCAAAAUUUUGUGGAAUUGGUGAAGUGUAUUGAACAGACAAGUCGGGUCUAUAAUGGAGAUCAACGAGAACAAUUUCGAGCGUCUAGCGAACUACUUGCAGCAAACACUUAGCCCUGAUCCAGAAGUGCGUCGGCCCGCGGAACGAUUCAUCGAAAGUAUUGAAAUCAGCCAAAACUAUCCACUGCUUUGCUUGCAUCUGAUAGAUCGAGCGACAGUGGACAUCACCAUCAGAGUUGCGGCAGCGAUUGCAUUCAAGAACUUUGUCAAACGCAACUGGGGUUAUCAUCUGGAAAACGACGGUCCGGAUAAAGUCGCAGAAUCAGAUCGGAAUGGCAUUAAGGCGAUGAUUGUUCCAUUAAUGUUAAAAUCUCCACUCUCAAUUCAAAAACAACUCAGUGAUGCCGUUAGUAUUAUCGGCAAAUAUGAUUUUCCACUCAAGUGGCCUCAGCUGAUGGACGAAAUGAUCGAAAAGUUUGCAACAGGCGAUUUCAACAUUAUAAAUGGAGUGCUCCAAACGGCCCACUCGUUGUUCAAACGCUACCGAUACGAGUUCAAGUCACAAGAGCUAUGGGAAGAAAUUAAGUUCGUCCUGGAUAAGCUCGCGAAACCGUUAACCGAUCUGUUGCAAGCGACAUUAGGUUUGGCGGAAGCACACGCAAACAACGAAGAAGCGCUGAGAAUAAUCUAUGGUUCUUUAGUACUUGUUUGUAAAGUGUUUUACUCGUUAAACUCGCAAGAUUUGCCAGAAUUUUUCGAGGAUAAUAUGGAAACUUGGAUGAAAGCGUUUCACGGUAUGCUGACAAUAGAUAUUCCGUGCCUAAAAACACCAGAUGACGAGGAUGCAGGAGUUUUAGAGCUGUUGCGUUCACAGAUAUGUGAAAAUCUUUGUUUAUACGCUCAGAAAUACGACGAGGAAUUCGGACCCUAUAUGCCACAAUUUGUUACCGCCGUAUGGGAGUUGCUGGUCAAUACCGGAAUUCAGACGAAGUAUGACACACUCGUUUCAAAUGCGUUAAAUUUCCUGAGCACAGUCGCAGAUCGCAGUCACUACAGACAUUUAUUUGAGGAUCCAAAUGUCCUUGCUAGUAUAUGUGAGAAAGUUAUCAUACCGAACAUGGACUUUCGGGUGUCCGAUGAAGAGUUGUUCGAAGAUAAUCCAGAGGAAUACAUAAGACGGGACAUUGAGGGGUCUGAUGUAGAAACACGCCGUAGAGCUGCAUGUGAUCUGGUGAAAACACUUUCUCAAAAUUUUGAGUCGAAAAUUAUAGAAAUAUUUGGCCAAUAUUUGCAAGUUUUGCUAACCAGAUUUGCAGAGAAUCCAGUUAAUAACUGGAAAACCAAAGACACAGCCAUUUAUUUGGUAACAUCAAUGGCUUCUAAAGGUCAGACACAGAAAUUAGGAGUAACCCAGACAUCCGAAUUAGUCCCGUUGCCUCAGUUCACACAGCAGCAGGUUAUUCCUGAGUUGGAACGGGCGGAUGUGAACGAAUUACCUGUUUUGAAAGCUGACGCCCUUAAAUUUCUUAUGACCUUCCGUACGAUCCUAGGGCCACAGAUCAUUGUAGCUACACUACCGCUGGUAGCAAAGCAUCUAGCUGCUGGCAAUGUAGUCGUUCAUAGUUAUGCAGCUUGCACUAUCGAUAAAAUUCUGAUCAUGAAAGGUUCAGACAAUAAAGCCAUCGUUACAAAAGAAAUUCUCGCUCCUAUAAGUGCGGAACUAAUAACUGGACUCUUUGCCGCUUUUACCGUACAAGGUUCCAAUGAAAAUGAGUACAUCAUGAAGUGCAUUAUGCGAACACUUAACACGCUACAGGAAGCUUCACUGCCAUUCAUGAUUGUAGUGCUACCUCGACUUACGGAAAUCUUAACCGUUGUAUCGAAAAAUCCUUCCAAACCGCACUUCAAUCAUUAUCUGUUCGAAACCUUGUCUCUAUCGGUGAAAUUGGUAUGCAAAGCAGAUCCUAACGCUGUCACUUCCUUCGAAGAAGCUCUGUUCCCAGUGUUUCAAGGCAUAUUACAAAACGACGUUCUCGAAUUCAUGCCGUACGUUUUCCAAAUGCUGUCGCUGUUCCUGGAAAUCCGCGAAGGUCAUCGUGCCAUACCAGACACCUAUCUAUCACUGUUUCCAUGUUUACUAGCACCGGCUUUAUGGGAAAGGCCAGGUAAUGUUACGCCGUUGAUCCGGCUGCUAUGUGCAUUUGUACGUCAAGCUUCCCCGCAAAUUAGCGCUGAUGGUAAACUGAACGGCGUCCUAGGGGUGUUUCAAAAAAUGAUUGCUUCCAAGAACAAUGAUCAUGAGGGAUUUUAUCUGCUGCAGAAUUUACUUUUGCAUUAUCCACCAGAUGAACUAGGUCAGAGUAUGCGUCAGAUCUUUUCCUUGCUGUUUCAACGGUUGAGCUCUUCUAAAACGACAAAAUUUGUACGCAGUUUCAUCGUGUUCCUAUGUUUGUAUGCUUCCCGAGUAGGAGCUCAAGCUCUUGUGCAAAUCAUCGACAAUAUUCAAUCUUCAAUGUUUGGAAUGGUCAUCGAACGUAUCUUCAUUCCCGAUCUCAACAAAGUUUCGGGCGAAUUGGAACAGAAAAUCGUGUCUGUUGGCAUUGCGAAGUUACUUUGUGAAGCACCGGAAAUGAUAGCCGAUCCGUAUGUAAAGUUUUGGCCUCAGCUGUUGCAAGCAGUGAUACAGAUUUUUGAGCUCCCUCCGGACGAAACGGCCAGCGAGGGAGAAACCUUUAUUGAAAUCGAAGACGUGCCCGGGUAUCAGGCAGCCUACUCACAGCUUAAUUUCGCGCAGGCCAAACCAAUCGAUCCACUACCGGACGUUGGUAAUAUACGCCAGUUUUUAGUGCAACAUCUCGGUAAACUGGCACAGAGUAACCCGGGCAAAAUUGGCGUUCUUGUGGCUUCCUUACCAGCGGCACAUCAAGAGGUUUUACAAAAGUACUGCGCCCAGAGUGGAGUGCAGAUCGCUUAAAAUGGAUAUGGCCUCGCUUUUAAUUGUCUAUCAGUACUAUAUUGUAUACCUUCUUUUGUUUCGAGCCAGCUGCAUUGAGAAUAUUAGGUAUUAUAAGUAGUAGUCUAAGCAAACCCUGAAUAAAGCUUCUAUGUGUUAAUUUUUUAA
Molecule: messenger RNA, 3256 nt
Organism: Wyeomyia smithii (pitcher-plant mosquito)
Lineage: Eukaryota; Metazoa; Arthropoda; Insecta; Diptera; Culicidae
Gene: Cse1
Product: exportin-2
Exons: 7
Coding region: 191-3109 (972 amino acids)
Biological process (GO): protein import into nucleus; protein export from nucleus
Cellular component (GO): nuclear envelope; cytosol
Molecular function (GO): nuclear export signal receptor activity; small GTPase binding
Source: RefSeq, a predicted model, not a curated record